Molecule: messenger RNA, 4212 nt
Organism: Eriocheir sinensis (Chinese mitten crab)
Lineage: Eukaryota; Metazoa; Arthropoda; Malacostraca; Decapoda; Varunidae
Product: aromatic-L-amino-acid decarboxylase-like
Exons: 16
Coding region: 209-2092 (627 amino acids)
Biological process (GO): amino acid metabolic process
Molecular function (GO): carboxy-lyase activity; pyridoxal phosphate binding
Source: RefSeq, a predicted model, not a curated record
GUCAUCCCACGACCCGCCGGCUGUGUGUGUGUGCGUGUGUGUGUGUGUUUAUCUCUCCGUGUCAGCGCGUCCCCUUGUGUACGUAAUCUCGAGGCUAUACAGACGCACACACACACUCUUCUGUGUACACAUACACACACACACGUGACUGCAAGUUCCCAUACAAGGACUUUGACUUCACCUGCGCGGCGUUUUCCACCUGAACAAGAUGGAUUCGUCCGAGUUCCGUCAGCGCGGGAAGGAGAUGGUGGACUAUAUCGCCAACUACCUGGACACGAUAGAGGAGCGGCGCGUCACCCCCGCUAUCGAACCCGGGUACCUGAGGCGUCUGGUUCCCCUGGAGGCGCCGCAGAACCCCGAGCAGUGGGACGAUAUCAUGAAGGACGUGGAGGACAAAAUCAUGCCUGGGGUGACCCAUUGGCAGCACCCCAGGUUCCACGCGUACUUCCCCGCCGGCAACUCGUAUCCCAGCAUCCUUGGGGACAUGCUCAGUGACGGGCUGGGGUGCAUUGGCUUUUCGUGGGCAGCCUCCCCAGCCUGCACGGAACUGGAGACGAUCGUGCUAGACUGGCUGGGUAAGAUGGCGGGACUUCCGGAGCAGUUUCUCUCCUUCUCCGAAAACAGCAAAGGUGGAGGAGUUAUACAGGGAUCAGCCUCGGAGUGCGUGUUCGUGUCCCUGCUGGCUGCGCGCGCCCACACCAUCCGUCAACUGAAGAAGCAGCACCCGUACGUGGAGGAGGGGGUGCUGCUGUCCAAGAUGAUGGCCUACUGCAGCAAGGAGGCACACAGCUGCGUCGAGAAGGCCGCGAUGAUGGCCUUCGUCAAGCUGAGGAUUCUGGAGCCUGAUGAGAACCAGAGUCUUCGCGGCGCCACCCUCCAGCAGGUGAUGCAGGAGGACCGCGCCAUGGGUCUCGUGCCCUUCUACGUGGAGACGACUCUGGGCACUACCUCCUGCUGCUCCUUCGACAACCUCGCAGAGAUAGGGCCCGUCUGUGAGGAGUUUGGGGCCUGGCUGCACGUGGACGGAGCCUAUGGGGGUAACUCCUUCAUUUGCCCUGAACUGCGAGGACCCAUGAGAGGCAUAGAGUACGCCUCGUCCUUCAACUUCAACCCUAACAAGUUCAUGCUGACAAACUUCGACUGUUCCCUCAUGUGGGUUCGAGACCGGUUCAGGUUGACACAAGCCCUGGUGGUCGAUCCUCUCUACCUCCAACACUCCUACUCCGAGAGAUCCAUCGACUACAGGCACUGGGGCAUCCCGCUCAGCCGCCGGUUCCGCGCCCUCAAGCUGUGGUUCGUCAUCAGGAGCUUCGGGGUGGAUGGGCUGCAGAAGUACAUCAGGGAACACUGCCGCCUCGCCCGCAGGUUCGAAGCCCAUGUCAGGAAGGAGCCAAGAUUCGAGGUGGCCAGCCCCGUCCACCUCGGCCUCGUCUGCUUCAGGUUGCGCGAGUCCAAUCACAUCAACCAGAAGCUGCUGUCGUCCAUCAACGCCUCGGGGAAGCUGCACAUGGUCCCCGCCUCCCUCAACGACAGAUACGUGAUCCGCUUCUGUGUGUGUCGCCAAACAGCCACCGACGAGGACAUUGACUACGCUUGGGAGGUCAUUUCACAGUUCGCCACAGACCUGCAGGAGAAGAUACCGGAGAUCACCCUGGAGAACAACAACCAGCUGAAGGAGGUUAAGGAGAACAAGGAGGAGGAGGAGGCCGAGGAGGUGGAGAAGGAGGUGGAGGAGGUGUUUGACCUGAACGAGCGCAAGAAGAACAAGAGCCUACACUAUAAGAGAUCCUUCUUCGUGCGUAUGGUGUCCGACCCCAAGAUCUACAACCCCAAGAUCGUCCGCAGCCUGCCAGCAGCCAACAACCCGCGACGCCACACCAUGUCCGAGUCCUCUGAAGACAGCAACGUGUCCAUUAGCUCGCCAACCAUCGACCUGGACGUGCUCGGGGCCCUCAUGCAGCGCACCGACCUGAAGGAGGUGCUGCGGGAGGCGGAGAAGAAGGACCGCUUGACUCUCAUCACUAAGACCACCAGUGACCUAUCGGAGCGCAUCCUGGUGUCGCCGCCCCCCAAACACAAGCCCGAGCACUAGGCGAGGGGCGGGGCGCUCACGAAGGAGAGCGGGAGUUGCUGACUGAAUGGCUGAAUGGUUGGUUGACUGCCUGAUUGAGCGGCUGGCUAAGUGGUUGACUGAACGGCUGACUGAGUGACUGAAUGUUUGGGUAACUGAAUGAGUGAGUGAAUGGAUGGGUGGAUGACUGAGAGACUGAUUGAGUGAUUGAGUGGUUGAAUGAACGGCUGGCUGAGUGACUAUCUGGGUGAUGACUGAGACUGACUGAGUGACUGGCUGGGUGGAUGACUGAACGACUGAGUGACUGGCUGGGUGGAUGACUGAAUGACUGAGUGAGUGACUGACUGGAUGGAUAACUGAUUGACUGACUGACUGGGUGAACGCCUGGCUGUGUUUUAAAGCUGUUACCACGAGAACAGAAAUAAGGAAACGCGUUGUGAUGACUCAGGAAGGAGGGGGGACUCAAGCUGACUGGCUGAUAAAGUGGCGAAAUGACUGGCUGACCGGUGAAGUGGCUGGUCGCUUGGCUGGCUGACUGACUAACUGGGUGGGUGACUAGCUGCCUGCCUGGAUGAUUGGGUGAUUGAAGCUGUCAUUUCUAUUAAAGCUAUUUGUUAAGGGUGUUACGAAGGGGAUUAAGGAGAGUGUGAGUCUGAGAGAUAGCUGUAAGGGUUUAUUGAGGGCAUUUAUGUGUGUGCUAACUUGUCAAACGGGAGACUGGUGUUUACUGCGUUGAUAAUCGAUUCGUCGACGGAGAAGUAUACGCAUCCUUCAGCUUAUUGGUACAAGUUUAAAAGGAAAUACAUGACAGAUUGUAAACUUUGACGCCGACGUGAGAGCAUGUUUAGUUCUUGCACGAUUCUGGAUUAGCGAGUGAUAUUGAACUAGGCGUGCAUAGAGUGAUUAUUUUUUGCACGAUUCUGGAUUAGCGAGUGAUAUUGAACAAUUCGUGCAUAAAAUCAUUAGUUUUUGCACGAUUCUGGAUUAGCGAGUGAUAUUGAACAAUUCGUGCAUAAAAUCAUUAGUUUUUGCACGAUUCUGGAUUAGCGAGUGAGAUUGAACUAGGCGUGCAUGGAGUUACCUGAAGAUGUACCUGGGAAUAAGUUCAGGUGUGUAAAUGUCGUUAGGUGUGCGGAAAACGCCUUUCGGCCCUCAGGAAUAGACGCCAUCCAGGUCACUUUAAUUACAGGUGUUAUUUAUAGUCCACCUUAUAAAAAGCUUUCUGUUGAUAGUUAGUUUAAAGCCAGAUUCUAUGAACCUCGCAUUAGUAUGUAUUAACAGCUGUGUGGCUAGUUUGGCUUUUUACUUGCAUGUUUGGGACUGAGUUAAAUAGAAGUGUUGGAUGUUCACGGAGUAUUUUUUUUAGCAGCAAAGGAACCAGCUCAAGGGAAACGAAAAGAAAGUGUAGGAAAUAAAAGCCUGCUAAUCGCUGCUCCUAUAACAGAGAAAAGUAAAGAGAGGCCAGAAGAGAGGUUACGUCUUAAAAAAAUGAUAGAUAGAUAGAUAUAAAAAAAACUAACCUCGCUUUCAAAAACAGGUCAAGAAGGACAUAUCAGCCUCACUGUUGUUAAGACUAUAAAAGAGAAAAGUGAAGAGUGGCCAAAAGGGAGGUUGUCUUAAAAAGUGAUAGAUAGAUAUAAAACAACUAACCUCGCCUUCAAAAACAGGUCAGGAAGGUCAAAUCAGCCUCACUGUUGUUAAGACUAUAAAAGAGAAAAGUGAAGAGUGGCCAAAAGAGAGGUUGUCUUAAAAAGUGAUAGAUAGAUAUAAAAAAAAACUAACCUCGCCUUCAAAAACGGGUCGGGAAGGUCAAAUCAGCCUCACUGUUGUUAAGACUGAUACGACGUUAAAAAAAAAAAAAGAAUUCAGGCGUUAAAGUAUUGGCAUGAUAGUUCUCUUUCGUUUAAGUGAGUAUUAUUUUCCUAUUUAUUGCAACCUAUUUUGUGUUCCAUUUAUGUGUUUGUGUAUGUUUACCUUCCCCUGUGAUUCAUGCGGUGAUGCUGUGUAUGUGUGUGCACCCGUGUGUGUGUGCAUCUGUGUGUGUAUGUGUGUACGUGUUUGUCUAUAGAUAUUACACACUGUUACGGGGCCAACUUUUUGAUGUGAAUAAAUAUUUACCUCUUUUAUGCCAAAAACGUGAA